This is a messenger RNA of Carassius carassius (crucian carp), 1130 nucleotides long. Its product is annotated as annexin A3-like. Gene Ontology annotation, molecular function: calcium ion binding; calcium-dependent phospholipid binding. The transcript is spliced from 14 exons. Gene Ontology annotation, cellular component: cytoplasm. The record is from RefSeq and is a predicted model, not a curated record. Bases 105 to 1124 code for a protein of 339 amino acids. Lineage: Eukaryota; Metazoa; Chordata; Actinopteri; Cypriniformes; Cyprinidae.
GUGGCAUGUCUCUAACGCCCUGAAAAGCAGGUGAGAAGAAGUUAAACCAGACAGAGAGCCACUCUGUCUAUUACUUUGUAUCGCGAAGAAUCCUCCCAAUCAAAAUGUCAGACUUGUGGGAUGACUUGGAGAAUUUUGCUCGUGCCCCAUCUUCUUUCACAGCAGCGCCAGGGGAGAGAGGUACCAUUAAAGCCAAAGCUAACUUCAAUGUCAGUGAAGAUGUUGCAGCUCUCCGUAAAGCAAUUGAAGGCAUAGGUACAACUGAGAAGACACUGAUAGACUUACUGACUCACAGGAGCAGCAGUCAGAAACAGGCUAUUUCAAAGGCAUAUGAAGAAACCACAAAGAGGAUUCUUGUUAAUGAUCUAAAAGGUGAAACAAGGGGCAGCUUAGAGGACCUGCUUGUUGAGCUCGCAAGACCACCUGCAGUUAAUGAUGCUAAAUGGCUAAAUAAAGCAAUCCAAGGGGCUGGAACGGACACCAACAUCCUGAUAGAAAUACUUGCCUCACGGACAAAUAAACAGAUCAAGGAGCUGUCUGCCGCUUAUGCUGAGGAAACAAAGAAAACACUGAUGCAGAAGCUAAAAACAGAAGUUUCAGGGGAUUUUGGCAAAGCCAUCUUUCUGCUUGCAGAGGGGGCAAGGGAUGAAAGCACCAAUGUGAAUGCAGACAAGGCUAAAGAGGAUGCAAAGGCCCUCUAUCAAGCAGGCGAGAAGAGACUGGGAACUGAUGAGUCCAAGUUCAUUGAGAUCCUCUGUAAAAGGAGCAUUCCUCACCUGAGACAAACAAUAUUGGAAUAUAAAAACAUCAGUGGCAAGACUUUGCAGAAGAGCAUUGAGAAGGAAAUAUCUGGAGAUCUGGAGGUACUGCUGGUUGCCAUUGUAAAGUGUGUGAUGAGUACCCCUGCAUACUUUGCUGAAAAACUCUACAAAAGCAUGAAGGGAGCAGGUACAGAUGAAAAAACACUGACCAGAGUAAUGGUCAGCCGUGGAGAGCUUGACAUGCUGGACAUCAGAGCUGAAUUCAAGAAGCUCUAUCAGUGCUCACUUUACAAGGAAAUAAGUUCAGAUGUAUCUGGCAACUACGGUGACGGCUUGAAGUUGAUCUGUGGAGGAGAAGACUAGCCUGUU